AUGAAUGUCUUUUCCAUUCUUGUAGCAACCUGUCUAGUAGGACUACACCAUUGCACAGGUUCCAGAGUUCCCACUGACGGACUCUUUAUCGAGGUUCUAGACGACUAUGUAGAGGAUGGAAUAGUGACCAGUGAAUUUGUAGAGGAGACAAGGAAGAAUAGAUCGAGUGGCCAAAGACAGAUGUGGGAUUUGUCCAACGGAACUGUCCAUGAAGUAGAGUAUACACAGCCAUCAGUUCGUAGACGUAAUGCUGGAAAGGUAGCAGAUGUAGCAGUGGAUAAAUAUCCAGUUACUCAAUCAUCUAGACACACUACUACUCUUGAUAUCUCAGCACUAGACAAAGGACAGUUUCAAUCUUAUGACUAUGACGGCGUCCCAACCAAAAUGAUGGUUAUUGGAGAUAUUCCAGUAACUAAGCUUGUUGACAGCCAAGAGGAACUAUGGAGUAGCAGUGAAGACGAAAAGUGUACUUAUUGUACACUCCACAUGAGGGAUGAGAAGCCAGUUCUUGUCUAUCUUGAAACAGAAGGCUCAUCUGGGAAGCCAUAUUCGAUAUUUUUAAAGGAUGGUAGUACAUGGAAGCCUACAAAUAGUUACAGCAUGGAACUAAAGAAGCUCAAAAUAACUCCAGAAUCAACCACAAACUUUACUCUUGAUAUUUCUACUAGACAAGACACAGACCAGUGCACAGCCUUUGAGGCUCCAUUUUACACUGUACCUACCAGAUUCUACUUUCCAAGGUCUGUGUUUCAUGCCACUGAGGUUACCCACGGAGGAAAGUCUGUAUGGAAGGGUGAGAACUGUCAGAGGGCAUUCGAUGUAAGUCUUCACUCAGCUGAGAAUCCGACUGUACUGCGCAUUCUGGCCAGAGGUGUCAAUGAUGAAUUCAAGAGCUACUACUACCAACUCAAUGGAAACAAGUGGGAAUCGGUACAAAGGGAUGACUUUAGGAGAAUCAUAGACGACUUAAAAUCGCGUUCACAAGAUGAUACCUAG
This is a messenger RNA of Theileria equi strain WA, 996 nucleotides long. Its product is annotated as signal peptide-containing protein. NCBI's taxonomy places the organism in Eukaryota, Apicomplexa, Aconoidasida, Piroplasmida, Theileriidae. The record is from RefSeq and is a predicted model, not a curated record. The coding region runs from base 1 to 996 and encodes 331 amino acids. The transcript has a single exon.